Messenger RNA from Jatropha curcas, 1092 nucleotides. The record is from RefSeq and is a predicted model, not a curated record. NCBI's taxonomy places the organism in Eukaryota, Viridiplantae, Streptophyta, Magnoliopsida, Malpighiales, Euphorbiaceae.
AUGCAGGAGUUGGAAGCUAUGUUGGCACAGCCCGGCGCUUCUGGAGGAGUAGAAAAGGCCAUCUAUUACCUCAGCAAGAAAUUACUGCCUAUCGAGGAAAAGUUCGAGGAAAAGUACAAUUUGGUGGAGAAAACGUGUAUGGCAGUGGUAUGGUCGAUAAAGAAAUUGAGGCCUUACUUUGAUUCUUUUAGGGUCACUUUCAUUUCCAAAAUUGAUCCUAUGAGAGUUUGUCACGAAGAAGACAGUCAAGGCCGAGUUAUGGCAGAAUUCCUGGCAGAGAAUCCGAUUGCAGAUGAUAAAUCAUGGGAAUUGGAAUUUCCUGAUGAACACUUGUUGUGUGUUGAAACUGGAACUUGGAAAUUGUACUUUGAUGGAUUAGCCAACAGAAACGGAGCCGGAGCUGGUAUCGUGAUAGAGGCACCUAAUGGUGAUGUCACAACAAUGUGUAAAAGAUUGUUGUUUCCGGUCACCAACAAUAUGGCCGAAUAUGAAGCGUGUAUCAUGGGAAUAGAGGCUCUUCUUGCAUCAGGUGCUAAGGAAGUUGAGGUAAUAGGAGAUUCGUUGUUGGUUAUCGAACAUGCUAACGAGAGAUGGAAAGUGGAAGAAGAAAGGUUGAAGCCCUAUCUUGAGUACUUGUUGAAGAAGGCAGCACUCUUUGAUAAGAUCACCUUCACUCACAUAGGAAGAAUCUAUAACAGAAUUCCCGAUGCCUUGGCAAACUUAGCAUCAGCUUGGCAGGAUUUAAGUAAAGUUCCAAAGAAGCCAUUUAUCAUUAUUGCGGCAAAUAUCCCGUGCUUUAUCAUUAUUGCGGCAAAUAUCCCGUGCUACGAAGAACAUUUUGUGAAUCAGGUGGAGUCAGAGGAAGAACCCUGGUUUACGGAUAUCCUCUGGUACAUGAAAGACGGAACCUUUUCUGAUGAUGCGACAAAGGAAGACCGUUCAGUUCUUAGAAAAAUGGCUUUGAGUUAUAUCCUGGCCGAUGGUGAGUUGUAUAGGAGAGCUUGGGACGAAAUGCUGCUAAGAUGCGUAGGUAAAAAGGAAGGGGAAGAAAUAAUGAAGAAAUCCAUGAGGGCGUCUGCGGUACUCAUUUGA